CUUGUUGUUACCUCAACAGUUGGCGGUAAGGUGGGCAAGGCAAGCUGACAACGAAUGUUAUUGGUGCUGCGUUGAGCUCGUGAACAGUCAUGAGUGAGUUUAGAAUACACCAUGACGUGAAUGAGCUCCUGAGUCUCCUGCAUGUUCGAGGAGGGGAUGGAGCCGAAGUUUACAUCGAUUUACUGCAGAAGAAUAGGACUCCCUACGUCACCACCACCGUCUCAGCACACAGUGCCAAGGUUAAGAUAGCGGAGUAUUCCAAAACACCAGAAGAUUUUCUGAAGAAAUAUGAGGAACUCAAGUCAAAGAAUGUGCGGAACCUUGAUCCACUUGUUUACCUUCUGUCAAAGCUCACGGAAGACAAAGAGACGUUGCAGUACUUGCAACAAAAUGCCAAGGAAAGGACAGAGAUGUCAGCGAACGCCUCAGCGGCGACCAGCUCAACGUUCACUAUCCCUCAGACCAGCACAAAGAUGUCCAUGCAGGAGUUGGAGGAACUGCGCAAGAAGCUGGGCAAUGUCACUGCCAGCUCUAACGUACCACAGUCUGCAGAGGUAACUCGGAAAAUGCUAAGGGACAAACACAACAAGAAGAAUCCCACUCAGCCCAUCCCCGUGUUUCCUAAUUGGGUGUACGACAGGCCUGCCCUCAUUGGGGAUUUCAUCACUGGCACCACGCCUGUUGGAGACCAAGCACCACCCAUUGGUACGAUUCCACUCACUGCCCAAGAGCAAGCGUUGGUGGAGGACCUGCUCUUCGUUCUGAUUGGCGUGGACGGGCGUGACAUCACUGCGCAGCCUGUGCUGGGCAGGCAGAGCCGCUCCUUCAUCGUGGAUACCUCUUUGGACAUGUCAAUCAAAGAGCUGGUAAACCGCAUCCUACCGGUUGCCUCCUGCUACUCGACCAUCACACGCUUCACGGAGGAGCGUUCGUCGUUUGAGUACGGCCAGGUGAACCACGCACUGACGGCGGCCAUGCGGAUGCUGAUGAAGGAGUACCUGAUCCUGGUGACGCAGCUGGAGCACCUCCACCGGCAGGGCCUGCUCUCGCUGCAGAAGCUCUGGUUCUACAUCCAGCCCACCAUGCGCACCAUGGAGAUCCUCGCCUCCAUCGCGACGUCAGUGGAGAAGGGGGAUUGCAUGGGCGGCUCGACGCUGAGUCUCCUCCAUGACCGCACGUUUAACUACACGGGGGACAGCCAGGCGCAGGAGCUCUGUCUGUACCUCACUAAAGCGGCCAGCGUGCCCUACUUUGAGAUCCUGGAGAAGUGGGUCUACCGGGGCAUCAUCAAAGAUCCUUACAGUGAGUUCAUGGUGGAGGAGCAUGAGCUUCAGAAAGAGAAGAUUCAGGAGGACUAUAAUGACAAAUACUGGGACCAACGCUACACUAUAAUCCAGCAUCGAAUCCCUUCUUUCCUGCAAAAGAUGGCUGACAAGAUACUCAGUACAGGCAAGUAUCUGAAUGUAGUCCGAGAGUGUGGCCGAGACGUCACGUGUCCAGACGCCAAAGAGGUCCUCUACACCCUGAAGGAGCGGGCAUACGUGGAACAGAUUGAAAAGGCGUACAACUACGCCAGCAAGGUGCUGCUGGACUUCCUCUUGGAGGAGAAGGAGCUUGUGUCGCGCUUGAGGUCCAUAAAACACUACUUCCUGAUGGACAAAGGCGAUUUCUUCGUCCACUUCAUGGACCUGACUGAAGAGGAGCUGAAGAAGCCUGUUGAUGACAUCAUCCCUCCUCGGCUGGAAGCUCUUUUGGAGUUAGCCCUCCGCAUGAGCACCGCAAACACGGAUCCGUUCAAAGAUGACCUAAAGAUCGACCUGAUGCAGCAUGACGUGAUCACUCAGCUGCUCCGCGUGCUGGCCAUCGAGACCAAGCAGGAGAAGGCCCUCAUCAACGCCGACCCCACCGAGGUGUCCCUGUCCGGCCUCGAGGCCUUCUCCUUCGACUACAUCGUCAAGUGGCCUCUCUCGCUCAUCAUCAACAGGAAAGCACUGACGCGCUACCAGAUGCUGUUCAGACACAUAUUUUACUGUAAGCACGUGGAGCGGCUGCUCUGCAACGUCUGGAUCAGCAACAAGAUGGCCAAGCAGUUCUCCCUGCACUCGGCCAAAUGGUUUUCCACUGCGUUUGCUCUCAGGCAGCGCAUGCUCAACUUUGUGCAGAACAUCCAGUACUACAUGAUGUUCGAGGUCAUGGAGCCCACCUGGCACAUCAUGGAGAACAACCUCAAAUCAGCAUCAAACAUUGAUGAUGUCCUAUGCCACCACACUAGUUUCCUAGACAACUGUCUGAAGGACUGCAUGCUGACCAACCCGGAGCUGCUGAAGAUCUUCUCCAAGCUCAUGUCUGUGUGCGUCAUGUUCACAAACUGUAUGCAGACGUUCACCCUCAGCAUGCGUCUGGAUGGAGAGAUGAACCGCCUGAGUAGAGAAGCUCCGUCUACCCAGAGUGAGCGUGCUGAGGAGGCAGAGAAGAAGAAGCAGGCCUCUAAGUUUGUGGCGGAGCACAUGGAGGCGCUGCAGUCGGACGCGGGCUUCGAGGCGACCAUCGGCAAGUUCGACAGCAACUUCAGCACCAUGCUCCUGGACCUGCUGGACAAGCUGAGCAUCUACAGCACCAACGACUGCGAGCACAGCAUGAUCAACAUCAUCUACCGGUUGGAUUUCAACGGCUUCUACACCGAGCGCUUGGAGAAGAUGGCUAUCGAGCGGAGUCAGAAAGCCGCUGCGUGACGUCACCCUGUUGUCUUAAAAUGACAAACAUCUGCAUCUGCAUCAUAGCCAGGUGUCGGCCUCGUUGUAGCACUUCGACUUUCUUUAUUUCAUCCCUCUACAGAAUGCCUGUAAAGAGCAGCAGUCGCUCUCCAUUUUGUUCCGAAACUGUGUGAACCUUUGUCUAAUCGAUGAAGUGACUUGACUGUUGAUGGUUCUGAUGAUGUUCUGGACUGGAGUGGACUGCAAAGCACUGAUGUUAUGCUUUUGUUACAAACAUAACAAAACUCCUAUUUAAACUUGUCUUACAAAAAAAAAAAAAAAAAAAAAACAAUAACAUUGAGAGUGAAUGCACUCGUUUGAAUUCCUUGAAAGUGUAUUAUGUAACUGUUGUUUAUAAACGCCCCUUGCUUCUUUCCUCAACCUGGCCCCUUAAUAAAGACUUAUGA
Messenger RNA from Alosa alosa (allis shad), 3160 nucleotides. RefSeq names its product tubulin, gamma complex associated protein 2 (gene tubgcp2). Gene Ontology annotation, molecular function: gamma-tubulin binding; microtubule minus-end binding. Bases 90 to 2732 code for a protein of 880 amino acids. Gene Ontology annotation, biological process: cytoplasmic microtubule organization; meiotic cell cycle; spindle assembly. The transcript has 18 exons. Gene Ontology annotation, cellular component: gamma-tubulin small complex; centrosome; equatorial microtubule organizing center. The record is from RefSeq and is a predicted model, not a curated record. Lineage: Eukaryota; Metazoa; Chordata; Actinopteri; Clupeiformes; Clupeidae.